Molecule: messenger RNA, 2620 nt
Organism: Effrenium voratum
Lineage: Eukaryota; Dinophyceae; Suessiales; Symbiodiniaceae
Source: the annotation of a GenBank genome assembly
GGCAUCUGAGACAUGGAAGGUUCCCCGGGUCGCAAAACGCGCGCAUCCACAACGAUCGAGCGAGCGAUGCCCUCCAUGUCCUCGGCGAUGUCUCUGGUGCAGCCGCUGAAGCAGCGCAGCCCCUCCCUGCGGUCCACGGGGAUGCGAGCGAACGGGGAGGACCGCCCGCAGCAGCUGCAGCAGCUGGCGCUGGGGGGCGCCGGCACUUGGCUGGGCACCGGGAUCUGCGACCUGCGCGCCACCGUGCAAGCGCAGCAGCAGCAGAUGGACAGCCUGGUGGACAAGGUGGCGGUCCUGCUGAGCUCGAUGCACUCCGAGGUCUUGCAGGACCUGCGGUCCUUCGCGCAGUCCCCGGGGUUCGAAGCGCAGGUGCAGGAGAUGCGGCGCCUGGGCGAGGCCCUGGACAGUCGCCUCGCGGAGCUACGCCAGGCGGAGAAGCAGGAGCUGCAAGGCAGUGCGGAACUGCGGCGCCUGGAGGAGCGGGUGGCAGGCCUCGACCUCCGGCUCAGCCGGGACGUGGAGAAGCUCCAGGAGAUGGUCAGCGAGAGCAUGAUGUCGGUGCACGAUCGCUUCACCUCAGAGCUCGAGGCGGUGGUGUCGGAGCUGAAGAAGCUGGACGCUCGCCUCGGCUCUGCGGAGUCAGAGGUGGGCCUGGCGCUCACGGAGGAGGACGUGGACGCCGCCUGCCGCCAGGCGGUUCAACAGAUGGCUGAUGCCUUGCGGAUGGAGUUUCAGCAGUACGUGGCGCCCCUCGCGGAGCAGAGCUCCAAGCGAGUAGGGCAGCUUGAGGAUCACCUCCAGCGGGAGCACGGGGACCUGCUGCUGGCGCUGCAGCAGGCGGCGGGUGCCAACGCCGCGAGCGCCGGCGAGGCCGAGCGCGCGGCGCGGCGCGGCCGCGAGGAGCUGAGGCAGCAGGGUGAGGAGCUGACGGCGCUCGCCAGACAGAUCUCGGAGCUGCGGAUGCAGCAGGCCCGGCUGGAGGAGUCCAAGGCGGAGAAGGCCUCGGUGGCGGCCUCGCGCGAGGAGGACGCCACACUGGCGCGGAACCUGGAAGGCCUGCGGAGUUUGGAGGCCACGGUGCGGGGCCUGCAGGCCAGCGUUCGGAGCCUGGAGGAGCGUCCGCUGCCGUCGCCUCCCCCGGCGCUUCCCCCGGCGCUUCCGCCGCCGAAAGCGGAGAACUUCGAGCAGCGCCUGGCGAACGCGCUGGCGCCGGUCUGGGAGCGCCUGGAGGGCUGGGAGCAGCGUCUCCAGGACCUGGAGGCAGCGCGGCCGGGCGCCAGCGCGGCCGCGGUGUCGAGGAGCAACGAGGAGGUGCUGCAGGCGCUGGAGCUGAAGCUGGAGCGGGCCACCGGCGACCUGCAGAGGCAGCUGGAGGCCCAGAUCGCGCGUUUGGAGCCGAGAGAAGUGGCCAGCGCUGUCCAAGGACCGCACCUCGAGCGCCAGGUGGAGGUGCGGCUGCAGGAGUCCGCGCAGAGCGCCCAGCGCCUCGCCAACGAGCUUCGCCAGGAGUGGGACGCGAAGGCCUCGUCGUUUCAGCGCACGGGCGAGGACUUGCGCAGGGAGUUGGAGCUGAAGAUCGAGAAGAAGCACUCCAUGGGUGAACUGGCGAUGGAGGAGAUGAAGCACAAGGUGGACAACCUGAGCUUGCAGCAGCAGAGCGCCACGCAGCGGCUUGGAGAGGAGUUGCGACAGCUCAAGGCGGAGGUCGAGAUCCGCAUGGUGAAGGGCCAGGGCGCAACCCAGCGGAUGAUGAGCGAGAUGCGGAAGGAUGUGGAAGUGGCCGUGGCAGAGAACUAUGGCGCCAGCAGCGAGUUGCUGCAGCAGGAGCGGCUGCAACUCAUCCACGACUUCCGGGAGGAGCUGGAACGCCGCCUUCAGAAAUCGGCCGCGGCCGUGCCUCCGCCUCCGCCUCCGAAGGAGGCCUCAGAGAUUCGAGAGGUCCAGCAGCAGCUGGAAAGUGUCCGCUUGCUGGCCGAAGGGGCCCGGAGCGCCGCGGCGAAGGUGCCUGACGUGAAGCAGGUGGCGCAGGAGGUGGCCCGGCACGCCGCCGCCGCCCUGGAGGAGGACUUCUCAGAGCGCUUGGGCAGGUGCGAGAACGCGGCGGCCAGCUGCGAGCAGCUGACCCAGGAGCUUGAGAAGCGGCUGCGAGAGGUCUCCAGCGAGCUGAAGGCGCACCAGCAGCUGGUCACUGCGGUCACUGCCAUGGCCCCCACCUUCGCCGCGGAGGAUACGGCCGCGGCGGCGGCCAACGCCGCCUUCGCGGCGGCCUCGGAGGUGCUGUCGGCACGGAACUCCCCGGCCAGGUCACGGAGUAGCCCCAACAGAUCUCAGCACAAGGAGCUGUUCCGCCGCUCAGAGGAGUCCCACGAGUCCAGGGUUAGCCCAAUCGAAGAGCUGACGGCGGAGGAGAGCGACACAGAGAGCCGGAUCAGCAUGUUGAUGCAGCGGGUAGACCUGCAGGCUUCGGCUCUGGAGACCUUGCGCCAGAAGAACGACCAGCUGAGCCACCAGGUGGACAGGUACAACCUGCAACAGAAGGUCUCAAGGAGCUUAGCCGGUUUGGAGGAGUGACGGCCCGCACAAAGAAAAAAAGGGUCCCUUGACCCACCCUUUCCGGAGC